Molecule: messenger RNA, 1269 nt
Organism: Maudiozyma saulgeensis
Lineage: Eukaryota; Fungi; Ascomycota; Saccharomycetes; Saccharomycetales; Saccharomycetaceae
Source: the annotation of a GenBank genome assembly
AUGAACUCCAACAAGUUUUUUCAAUGGAUCCACAGUUUUAAAACUUUAAGUUCUAAUAGUACCAUUUAUCUAUACUUCUGGAUUUUUGGCCUUAUCAACAACAUACUUUAUGUCGUUAUACUUUCAGCUGCAAUUGAUAUAGUGGAAACGAACAUUCCAAAAUCUUUGGUCCUCUUGGUCGAUAUAUUGCCGUCAUUAACAAUUAAAUUACUUUCGCCAUUUUUCAUUCAAAGAAUUAAAUAUGGAAAUAGAAUAAUAUUAUUGAUUAUUCUCAGUUGUGUCGGAAUGAUCCUUGUAUCUUUGAAAGAUCUUUGGAUUUGUUUAUUUGGUGUAGGGUUAGCUUCACUUUCCUCAGGUUUUGGUGAAGUAACAUUCUUACAACUAACACAUACAUAUAAAGAGGUAUCACUAAAUGGUUGGUCGUCAGGUACUGGUGGAGCAGGUCUCCUAGGAAGCGCUAUAUAUUUAUUAUUAACUACAGUGUUACAUAUUCCAAUUCGCAUAUCGUUGCUGCUAUUCUCUAUAUUACCCUUUGGAUUUUUAUUGUAUUAUAGACUCGAUGGUAACGUAGAAUAUCACCCUCUUCAAGAUCAUCAGAUAACGACUAUUGAUAUCGAGGAAUCACAACUAGAACCUGAAUUAGGUGUCUUUGUAGGUGAUCAUUCGAAUGAAGAUUCUAUUUCUUCCCAUAUCUCGAAGACGUUAGCAAAAUUAAAAAUGUUAAUUAUGCCAUACAUGUUACCUCUUACUACUGUUUAUUUCUUCGAAUAUUUAAUUAAUCAGGCAGUAUCACCAACUCUACUCUUUCCAAUAGCCGAUCCUGACGAAAUUUUAAACUCUCAUUUCUCGUUUUUCCACAAAUAUAGAGAUUUUUAUGUUACUUAUGGUACUCUCUAUCAAAUGGGCGUUUUUAUAUCUAGAUCAACUGCUCACGUUUUCAGAAUUAAGCAAUUAUAUUUAUUGUCGGCUUUACAAGCCAUUAAUCUUUUGAUUGUAUUGCUGCAAUCAUGGAAUUAUAUCGUACAUCGACCAUGGCCUAUUAUGAUAUUAAUCGUUUAUGAAGGAUUAUUAGGGGGGUCAUCAUACGUUAAUACAUUCCUCAACGUUCUAAGUAAUGUUCCACCACAGGAUAAAGAAUUUGCAUUGGGUUCAGUAUCAAUUGCAGAUUCUUUAGGUAUUUUAUUAGCUGCAUUAGUAGGUACAAAAUUGGAGCCGACAUUGUGCCAGCAUCAAGUUAGUGAUAACAGACCAUGGUGUACAUUGGAAUGA